Molecule: messenger RNA, 1981 nt
Organism: Hyalella azteca
Lineage: Eukaryota; Metazoa; Arthropoda; Malacostraca; Amphipoda; Hyalellidae
Product: voltage-gated hydrogen channel 1
Exons: 4
Coding region: 247-945 (232 amino acids)
Biological process (GO): proton transmembrane transport
Cellular component (GO): plasma membrane
Molecular function (GO): voltage-gated proton channel activity
Source: RefSeq, a predicted model, not a curated record
AUUGGUUAGCUAGGCAUGGUAUCAAAAGAGUAAAAUAGUAUAUAAUUAAGAACACAAUCAUGUAAGUCGCCGAGAAAUAAAAUAAAUACGAAUCAUCGAGUCUUUUCUCGAAAACAAUGGAAAAGAACUAAACAUUUUUCAUUGUUGCCCUAAUUGAAGUUUCAAGUUAGCUUAUCUAUUUUUCAAAGAGAUGAUAAAUACAUACAUGCAAUGCACUGAAAUAUAAAUUGUAUCAAACAAAUCACAAUGCAAGUUAUUUUCAACGAAAACGCCUCAGAAGAAGCGCAAGAAAGCGAUGGAAACAUCAAACUUGACGUUACAAUGAAUCUUGUGACCUCUAAACCAAACUUUAAACAACGUCUCCGGCUACUCAUUCAUUCAACUCCAUACCAGGUGGUGUUGAUAUCCCUGGUGGUGGUAGAAGCGUGCUUGGUGGUGGCAGAGCUGGCAUUGGAGGCAGAAGAAGGCCAUCAAGCAAUUAUUUCUGGUCUGCACAUAGCGUCUCUUUCUCUACUGGCCAUAUUCCUCGCUGAACUGAUUUUCAAGAUCUGUGUUACUCCCUUGGAAAUAAUCAAGUCUUGGGCAGAGCUUCUAGAUGGGGUGGUGGUGGUGGCAGCUACGGCGCUCGAGAGCUUCUCAUACCAUCACCGCGGCGCUACGCAGGCCGCCGGUCUGCUCAUCACACUCAGGCUGUGGAGGGUCGUCAGGGUUCUCAACAAUUUGAGCGCAGCCGUGCGGCUAGCGGACGAGCGCAAGUUCCAGCUGGAGCGGCAGAAGCGGCGGUCGCUGGAGUUGCAGCUGCGGGAUCACAAGCGCCUCAAAGAAGACCUGGAGGCGCUCAGGGAGAAAUGCGCGGUGCUGGAGCUCAAGCUACAGAGUCGAGGAAUUGAUCAUACGGACGAUAAUUGUAUAGCUAAACAGCAAGAUUCCGAUGAAUCGAACUGAAAAUCUUCACAAUUAGGAAAGUAAAUUCAGGCAAUCAGGGAGAAGUGGGCUGCGCUUGAGCUCAAGCUACAGAGUCGAGGAAUUGAUCACACAGACGAUAAUUUUCUAGCUAAGUAGAAUGUUCCUUAGUAGAACGGACUAAGUAGUCAGUUCCGAUGAAUCGAACUGAAAAUAUUCACAAUUAGGAAAGUAAAUUCAUCCAGAAUGAAAAGAAUAUGCACGUAUUGUUCACACAAAUUUCAUGAUGUGCGAAAGAUCACUAUAAAUGCAAAAAAAAACAAGCAAGUUUCCGUUCCUUCCAAAAUCCGACCAUUGCAAUUUUACCAUAAUCAAAAUCUUCCGUAUAUUUAAAUAAACUUGUCGAGUCUUAAAUUGAUAAAGAUAAAUUUCUGAUGAAGUGGUAAAACCCUAUAUAUAGUAUUACAAUAAUUAGUUACGAACGAGUUGGAGCUUCGGUCGGUUUUGCAAACAUGUUAAGUAGUAAAAUUUUGCAAGCAUUUAUUACUUCUACGGAAGUGAUUUAGUGAACUGACAGCGUAAUUGAUGGACUUGGAUCGAUCAAAAAAAAAGCCCCCGUCACCAUAAUUAAUGGACUUGGAUCAUUUUAAAGGCCUCCGUCACCAGAAGCUGAUUACGAUCCGGACGCUUAUUCUGGCAAAAUUAUUGCUGACAUAUCGGAUGAAAGAUUUAGAAAUCUCACUCAGCCAUUUUCGUUCCCAUUCAUUGUUUACUUCAAGAGGCCAUAUAUAACCAUGGAUUUGAUGCGAGCAUUCGUGCUGCUGCGAUAUUUGUGCCACUCAAAAAGUAUUCAAUGUUAGAUUGUGCAUUGCUUAAUAAGGCAAAUGUACUAGUAUUUGCAAGUUAUGUUUUUGAACAUCGAAUUUUAUAAUUUUAUGCUUUUAUUCAGCCUGAGGAUUGUUCCAACUGAAGACGUUGUUUCGUUUCGACUAAUGCUGUUGCAUGUCAUAUUAACCUUGAAUGAAUUCAACAACACAUUUCGAAGAAAGUGUUCGAAAUCAUUGAAUAAAAGCAAUAU